Messenger RNA from Cantharellus anzutake, 1050 nucleotides. RefSeq lists its product as uncharacterized. The transcript has 3 exons. Gene Ontology annotation, molecular function: protein binding. NCBI's taxonomy places the organism in Eukaryota, Fungi, Basidiomycota, Agaricomycetes, Cantharellales, Hydnaceae. The coding region runs from base 136 to 702 and encodes 188 amino acids. The record is from RefSeq and is a predicted model, not a curated record.
CACCACCGGUCGCGGUGUGCAACAAGUACUUAUGGGCUGGGCCCUUGACACCAUCCCAAGUCCAUCCCAUCUUCCAUCUCGACAAGUUUCCCGUCCCGACAUAGCGAUUCUCCUGUGUGACUGGUGCUGAUCAAGAUGUUUUCUCUCCACCGCCGAUCAUUCUGUCGCAUUUCUUCUCUCCCCAACGAAUUGUUGCAUGAGAUAGCAACAUACCUUGCAAUUCGCAAUGACGUGAAAGACUUCGUCAACGAUAACCGGGACGUGGCGAGCUUUUCGAUGGUGUCUCGCAGAAUUCGAAGCAUUGCUCUCCCACUGCUUUUUCACGAGAUUGCCCUCACCUCCAAAUCUCAACUUGAGGCUCUCUCACAGGUGCCAAAAGAUCUAUUAGCUGAAGUUCGAGUACUCAACAUCUUCAUGGACUCGGAGUUCAUCGAUGCCUGGAAAUUACCCUCCUUAUCAUACGCCUUGAUCCAUAUUCUAUCCCAAACGCCCGCUCUUCAUGCCCUUCGUGUUCUCGUGGCAGAACUGACUGGCCAGUCCUCCGCCUGGAGCCGCUUUUCUCUUGGUCGAACGAGAGGCCUUCCGAUUGGUCAUGCCAUCCAUCAGUCGGUUAUGAUGUUUCCACGGUUCAACCUUCCACACCUUGCUCGCUCCAAACCUCGAGAUCCUUCGCAUGAACAAAUCUUGUGGAUACGAGGUUGACGCGAACACUCGUCUCGUCUCGACCUUAACCAAUCUACCGAACAUUCGUGAACUUGCAUAUUCGCCCGAAUCCCUGAGGAUAAGCGAGGCGACCAGUGUCCAAGAAGAGCUGGAGGUGGAGGAUGCAGACGAUAAUACGAAGAAGGAUGAUGGGUGUGUUAGGCUCCUUCGUGCUAUUGCCUUGGCCGCACCUUCCUUGGAAACGCUCAACUUGCAGACUCGCUGGUAUGGGGAGGAUAUACGCUUUCUUGAAUCCUCAGAGCCGAUCUCCGCAGGUGCUUUGAAGGAAGCUCUUGCGGCUCUUACAAGACUCAAGAACGUUGCUCUUCCUUCCACUGUCUCGUCGGU